GUGAGGCACGUAUAACAUCAUGUGUUUCCUGUAGCGACUAGGUAUGAAAAUGUGUGUAAACACCAACUGUAGUUGCAUCAGAAAAAACAAUAACACUAUUUAAUAUACGAUAUUAUAUAUAACCGCUUAAAAUGCUCCUGUUUUGUCCAACGUGUGGGAAUGUGUUAAUCGUGGAAGAGGGACAGAGAUGCUUCAGAUUCGCGUGUAACACAUGUCCAUAUGUGCACAACAUCACGAGGAAGGUAAAUAACAGAAAGUACCCCAAGCUGAAGGAGGUUGAUGAUGUGCUUGGGGGCUCUGCUGCUUGGGAAAAUGUUGAUUCCACUCCAGAACCUUGUCCAAAAUGUGAACACCCAAGGGCCUACUUUAUGCAGAUUCAAACUAGAUCUGCUGAUGAACCAAUGACAACCUUCUACAAGUGCUGCAAUCCACAAUGUGGGCAUCGUUGGAGAGACUAAAUCAGAGACCUCAGAUUUGGAUUUACUUUGAGGCUCAAAAUAUGUGCUUAUAAUCGAAUAUUCAAUUUCAUAUAGAAGAUUUUAUAUUUAUUUGGAUUAAAAACCACAGACACCCUUUAUGCAUCGUUAACUACUUUAUUUUCACUAUUACAGAAUGUGUAUGUGUCAUGAUGACAGUAA
Molecule: messenger RNA, 638 nt
Organism: Labeo rohita (rohu)
Lineage: Eukaryota; Metazoa; Chordata; Actinopteri; Cypriniformes; Cyprinidae
Gene: polr3k
Product: polymerase (RNA) III (DNA directed) polypeptide K
Exons: 3
Coding region: 132-458 (108 amino acids)
Biological process (GO): termination of RNA polymerase III transcription; DNA-templated transcription
Cellular component (GO): RNA polymerase III complex
Molecular function (GO): nucleic acid binding; zinc ion binding; DNA-directed RNA polymerase activity
Source: RefSeq, a predicted model, not a curated record